Microdochium trichocladiopsis is the source of this 652-nucleotide messenger RNA. RefSeq lists its product as uncharacterized. The transcript is spliced from 2 exons. The annotation marks the transcript as partial. Lineage: Eukaryota; Fungi; Ascomycota; Sordariomycetes; Xylariales; Microdochiaceae. The record is from RefSeq and is a predicted model, not a curated record.
CAUGGGCCUUUCCCUGUUGAAGUCACGGAACAAGUGCGACUUUCUCCAAAACGGGCAGCGUAUACCUUUGAACGAAGGACUGCUUGGCUGGUAUCUGGCCUUCCACUUGCCCAUCGUGGGAGGCACCACGGCUACCGCUCGAGAUUCUAAUCGCAGUGGACUUGCAGUCCAUGAAAUCGAGAUCCCCCCCUCGAGCCUGGCAGCAGCUCCACACAAUAUGUUGGCUGCCAAGUCCAUGCCGACAUUAUCCAUGCUCGGACAACAGAGUCGCUGCAGAACAGAUCGCACGGACCGAGAAACAUCUUGGUUGUCGCUGUUGCUUAAAAGCAGCGACGGCAAUGCGAACCCCUGCAUCCGUCCUUUCUCAGAAUUCCUUACAGCCGGCAUAAUCAUCCACACAUCACACCUUAUGGCACUCGGGGAAGCUCGAACCUUCUUCCUCUAUGAAUAUGUAUAUUGUAAGCCGCACAAGAAGCCGUGAGAACGCCCGCCAUGGCUCUUAGGUGGACAUGCCGAGGUUGCAGGGAUAUGACCCAUGAUUAUGAUGCCAGGGGCCAGGAACAACAACAACAGCAGCGGCGCGCCGCAACUGGACAUCUCGGCCAAGGAUGGUCUUGUCCUAUGAGAGCAGAGGUGGACGGGGGUACUGUGC